AUGCCACCACUUAAUAUCCUCACAAAAUAUACUCUUAUCUUUGUCUUCACAUUAAUUCUAAUAAUCUCAGCUUUUAUCACAAGCAUCAAAUCAUUCACCCCCUUAGAUACUACUACUACUACAACAACUUUCCAACCAAAUGAAUCUGAUUCUUCUUCAAAUGAAAUAAAAUCACCCUUACAAGAUCCUCUCCAAAAUGAUAACAUCCUUGGUCUUGCAAACUCAACUUUAGGAUUCCAAAAAAUCCUCUAUUUAAAUGUCCCAGAUAGAUAUAACCUUGAUGAUACAAUUGCUAUGCAAAGUGUUCUUAGUGGUAUUAAACCAGAACGUUUCUUAGGUGUCAAUUUAAAAACUCUCGAUCAAAAGGGUCUCCCGCCAUCCUCCCGUAAAGUCAAAAUGCAUCCAUCUGCUCAAUCUUGUUACCGCUCACAUGCAAAUAUGUGGCGCAAAAUGAUUGAUGAAAACUGGCAAUCAAUGUUAAUCCUAGAAGCUGAUGCUGUUUGGGAUAUUAAUCUUAGACAUAUUUUCCAUAACUUUGGGAAUGGCCUCGAACAACUUUUAAGAAAACAAGGACUUAUUGGCCCUGAUGAACAUGCUACAAAGGAAGACCCAUAUUUCCAUAAUAAAUGGGACGUUAUCCAAUUUGGAGGUUGCUAUGCAAAUCCAGGCCGUAAAGAAGUUAGUCUACAAUAUGACGAUCCUUAUGCUCCAUCAGGUAUGAAGUUUUUCGGUGACCCUAUUGAGAAAAAUAAACGUGUUGUUAGAUGGAGAGCUGGUGAAGUGUGUACUGUUUCAUAUGCAAUUUCUCAUGCUGGAGCAAUGAAACUAUUACUACGCACUGCUAUCGACAUGAAUGAAGCUGUUGAUAUGGUUUUAACAAUAAUGAUUGAAACUGGUGGAUUAGAUACAUACUCUGUGUUCCCAGUAAUUUUCGAUCAAUGGCAGUAUAAAGAUAAACUUGGUUUGGCAAGCAAAAACUCUGACAUUCGUGGAGACAAGGAUGAUGAAGAAGAUCGUAAGAAAAAGGAUCCAGAAGGAUUUAAAAAGUUAUGGAAUGAUAUUCAUGAAUCCCUUGAUGUAUGGUCCUCACGAUUCCCUGAAAAUACAAGAUUUAAAAAAAAUGCUCUUAAUAAUCUCAAGUCAUUUAUUUUUGAUAAAAAAAUGGCUGUUGAUGACGAGUCCACACUUAAGUCAACAGAUGAACUAGGUAGUUAG
Molecule: messenger RNA, 1215 nt
Organism: Magnusiomyces paraingens
Lineage: Eukaryota; Fungi; Ascomycota; Dipodascomycetes; Dipodascales; Dipodascaceae
Exons: 1
Coding region: 1-1215 (404 amino acids)
Source: RefSeq, a predicted model, not a curated record